AUGGAGUCGGUGCCGCAACAGCAACCGCCAUCACCACCACCACCACCAGCAACACCGAGAGCACGAGUAGAACCCCGGAGACCGGGGCUGACUCGACUCAUCACCUCGUGCGCCGAUGCUCUCUCAAAGACGCUCACCCAGGGGACAGGAGACCACGGAGACCUCGCGACUUGGUGUCCCGACCUCGGUGUCUGCGGCGACGGCGACGAUCGGUCCUCGGCAACGGCCACCACGUCCACGCUCACGAGUGACACGCUCGCGUCUGCGCGGGCACAGUCAGACAUCGCGCGUCGCCGGGGUACGAAGGGUCCAGAGAUGGGCGAGAUCACGCAGGACGUCGAGCGAGGGUCAGCACGCGAACAGCCAGCGCAGAAAGAACGGGAACCGGACGACGACGACGACGAGGAACGAGGGUGGAGAAAGUUUGUCAGAUAUUUUACGCCGUCAUGGUAUACGGUGACGAUGGGAACAGGAAUCGUCUCGAUUCUCCUCAACCAGUUCCCGUACGGGGCGCGAUGGCUCUAUUGGCUCUCGAUCGUGGUAUUUGCGCUCAACGUCGCCUUGUUCCUGUUCUUCCUCGCCGUCUCGACGGUCCGUCUCGUCAUGUACCCGGCCACGUGGACGCUGGCCAUCGAUCGGCCCAGGACCAGACUCUUUCUGGGCGCCAUCCCGACCACCAUGUCGACGAUCGUGAACAUGUGGGUCUUUGUGUGCGUGCCCGCCUGGGGGGAGUGGGCGGUAUACUUUGCCUGGGGGCUGUGGAUCGCCGACGCCUCUCUCUCCCUCCUCUUAUCCCUGUACCUGCCGUUCGUGGUGGUCGCGUCUCGCAAUAACGAGACGCCCCUCAGUUCGUACACGGCGCUCCAGCUCUUCCCGAUCAUCGCGUGCGUCGUGUCGUCUGCGUCCGCGGCCGUCGUGGCCAGUGUCAUCCCUCACCCGCACCAGGCCCUCGUCACCGUCAUUGCAGGAUACGUUCUCUGGGGUUUGGGCGUGCCGACCGCUCUCUUCGUCAUGGUGAUCUAUUUCCAGCGCUUGACCAUCCAUAAGCUUCCUCCCCGAGAGGUCAUCGUCUCGUGUUUCAUGCCGAUUGGGCCGCUUGGCAUGGGAGGACUGGCCAUCACGAAAUUGGGCACGGUGGCAAGAGGCCUAUUCCCGCGCACCGACACCAUCCAUCCUCUCGCUGGUGACCUGGCAUAUAACCUGGGCGUGUUUGUGUGCUUGAUUUUCUGGGGGUUUACCUUGCUGUGGCUGUUCCUUGCGGUGGCGAGCAUCUGGAAUUGUGGUCGAUUUCCAUUCAACAUGGGCUGGUGGGGGUUCACUUUCCCUCUCGGUACGUUUGCUUUGUCGAGUGAUGCACUUGCUGUGGAAGUGCCGUCAAGGUUCUUCAGGGUCAUUGGAGCAAUAACGUCAGUUUGCGUGUGCCUAUUGUGGAUGCUGGUCGGCGCUGCGACCUUGAGAGAUCUAGUGACUGGUGGCAGGAAGUUGUUCCACGCACCGGGUCCAGUGAAAAAGGUAGUUGAUGGGAAUCAGGGUCUCAGAAAGAUGGGUCAGGUCGAAGAGAAACAGGCAUAG
Molecule: messenger RNA, 1572 nt
Organism: Exophiala spinifera
Lineage: Eukaryota; Fungi; Ascomycota; Eurotiomycetes; Chaetothyriales; Herpotrichiellaceae
Exons: 5
Coding region: 1-1572 (523 amino acids)
Biological process (GO): sulfite transmembrane transport; transmembrane transport
Cellular component (GO): plasma membrane
Molecular function (GO): sulfite transmembrane transporter activity
Source: RefSeq, a predicted model, not a curated record